This is a messenger RNA of Solea senegalensis (Senegalese sole), 7753 nucleotides long. It is a transcript of the gene rab11fip3, whose product is annotated as RAB11 family interacting protein 3 (class II). The record is from RefSeq and is a predicted model, not a curated record. Gene Ontology annotation, biological process: regulation of cytokinesis; endocytic recycling. Bases 1274 to 4603 code for a protein of 1109 amino acids. The transcript has 14 exons. NCBI's taxonomy places the organism in Eukaryota, Metazoa, Chordata, Actinopteri, Pleuronectiformes, Soleidae. Gene Ontology annotation, molecular function: calcium ion binding. Gene Ontology annotation, cellular component: midbody; endocytic vesicle; recycling endosome membrane.
AGGAGGAGGAGGAUGGGUCACUGCUGAUGCUGAUGCGAGAGCUUUUCUUGACUGUGAUCAACAGCGGUGGACUAACUGCAACACGAUGGAGUCUGCCGAUCGAAUCUAAUACCACGUACGCCACCUAAAGGGUGCGGACGAUAUGAGACAGGUGCGUUUUUGAGAAGAGGAUAACGGAGGAAUUUUGACGUCUCGUGUCGUCCCCCGUCUGGCCUGUCCUGUCACUGACACAGGUGGAUUAUAUGCCGGAAAGCGGCACCGAAAUGAGGACACAACACUGGACAGCCACGGAAGCGACUGUCCGUGUAAAUACAUCUUAAGCGGCGAAGCACUGACGUUAACGCUCGGUUUAAUUUGACUGGAAAAGGGGAGGGGGUGUUAGCUAGCUAAUAGGCUAAUUUCGCUAGCUAGCCUGUUAGCAGACUCCCCUAACAGGCUAAUGAUACGGGAGAAGUGGGAUGCUCAAAGGAGGAGCUAACCUCGGUUGCUGGCCUUAAUUUAAUUCGAGGAGACACAUUUGGUGAUAUUUUAAGUAACCGCACUGCGAGAAGAGAAUAAACAUUCAUGUUACAGCCGCGGAGGUGGACGUUUCACAGCACAUUGGGUUUUCCUCGCCUCGUCAAAUUAACUCGCCGCGGAUGAGAUGGGGAUAAUCGGCUAAGGAAGCUAAUGUUGACAAACACCGGCGACUUAAACUCUUUAAUUUGUGCCGUUUUAAAUUUGGAUUAAGUGGCGGAGGGGCCGCCGUCCGUGAUUGUCAGUUCAGUUCUGGGAUUUUAUUUCGAUGAUUUGCCCAACAGUCAGGCUGGAGUGAAGCAUGUUAUUGACACUGGAUGUGGCGAAGCUCAAACAUUUGACAUCAACCGGGAGUGGAUCUGCCAUGACGGAGAGGGACAUAGUGAGUCACAACACAUUUACAUCACUCCGAUGCAUCAUUUACGAACGAAUUCAUCUGACUUUUAGUGUUUAGACGUGAUUUUGGACAUGUGGAAGGCAACCACUGAGGUCAAAAGAACAAAUACAACGUGUUAAUUGGAGUUGGUAGCGUCUCUAUCAGAAAAUAUACCUUAAUGUUGUCAAAUUUCAGCCUGUUUUAGAAUCAGUGCUUUAAAAAUGCCUGUAGUAUUUACACACAUUCAUUUUAGGAUUCCACCAAAAAGGUGUAGUGCCAUUUAACAACAUGGCAUUAAAAGUGAAGCGCUGGGUCUUGACAACAGCCGUGAGAUAAGACAUCAUCAUCAUCAUUUUUCUCAAAAGUUCAUACCAGGGACAGAUGGAGCCGACAGUUCUGUCUGGCCCUUUGGGGCACACUCAGUGGGAGACAGAGCAGACAUUUCCUCUUGGAUUUCACACCCUGGAUUCAGACAACAGAGGUGUUCUCUGUCAAAACAAGAGUGGCCAGACAGGUUUGGAUUUUAGAGACAGUGACCGGGAGCAAACAUCCCAUCAGAGUGAGGAGGCAAAGGUUUCUCAGGACAACCCAGUUGAGUUGGGCAACUUCAUGAAUAUCUCUGAUUUCUCCCAUGGAUUUUUCCAGUUUGACGCUGACCAGCCCACACUUUCUAAAGCUUCUCUCGACAGUACUCAUCUAGAGGAGUUGUCUUACAUAGAAAAAACUGCUGAAUCUGAUGAAAUCAGUGACUGUACCUUAUCGUGGUUAUUUUCUCCCAACCUCACUCCUGUGGUUGAAAAUAACUCAGAUUUGACACAGGAUGAACUGUUUCAGGGCUCAAAUGCCACAACUGGUGACGGUGACCUAAUAAGCCUCAGUGAACCUGCCUCACCAUCCAAGGUUUCCGUACAGAAUCCCGAGACCAACACGGGGGAUUCUCUUUUGUUGCUAGAUCUCCUUUCUAAUGAACCCACUUGUCUCCCCACUGAGUCUUCAGGUGAGUUGGACCCACAGGGUGUCACUGAGGAGCUGGUAGAUCUGUCACAAGUGGAGCAGGUAUGCCUCCCUCCCUCGCAGAGCAGGGACACAUGGUCACCUGAAACCAGAGACAAAGGUUUAUUCCCUGAUCAAGUGACUGACCUGCUUGUAACCAGUAGCACUACUGUGCAAAGUUUGCCUGAGAGCUGCUUCAAAGAAAACCACAUGAGCACACCACUGGAGUGUUUCGCAGGAUGUGUGCCUUUGUUGGAUUUUGAGGUUCCAGAUUGUGACAGCAGUCCGAGCCUGUGCCCAGCCAGUCCUGCCUCUGUGGACUCCACAGUUACAUCUUUACAUUUAUCAAAAGAGGAAUCAGAGGUGGAACAAGCAGAGGGUGGUGUCAGUAGAAAUCUGACAUCUGAGCAUCAAGGUGAGAAUGACUCAUUUGCUCUGGUUUUGUCUGCUGAACCCUCGUCACUGACUGUGUCUCUGGCUGAAGAUGUGUUUAUUCAGGGUGAUCUCAGCAGUGAGUGUUACUCUGUGGAGAAUGUGUCUAAGGAUUUGAUGGAGGACAGAAUUGGUUCAGAAGCAACACAUCAGGAGAAUGAGGCGAUGGCUUUGGAUUUGGGCUUCACUGCUGAUGAGGUCAAUGACGAGGGAACCUGGGACUUGAAGCCACAGGAGGAUUUAGAAAGUGGAAGUGUUCCUGAUUCAGCAGCUGAACAGAGGGAGGAGGACAGCAGUGUGAACGAUACUAACCAGCGCGAUGGAUCAGACUGUCAUGAAAUAACCUCUUUUGAAUUUUCAGUUCAUGACUUAAACAGUUCUCCGCAGGCUGGAUGGACUAGUGAGCAAAAUGUGGAGACACUCUCUCUCUCUAAGAUGGUGGUAGAUGACUCACUGCCAAUGGUUUCAGCAGAGAAUACAAGAGAGGAAGAUGUCUCCCCACUAAAAGCCGUAUUCGACGCUUUAGACCAAGAUGGAGAUGGCUUUGUUCGGAUUGAGGAGUUUAUGGAGUUUGCUGCUGCCUAUGGAGCCGAUCAGGUAAAGGAUCUGACCAAGUUUCUGGAUCCCAGUGGCCUGGGCGUGAUCAGCUUUGAAGACUUCCACCGGGGAAUUUCUGCAAUCAGCAAUGGAGGUCCGGAGCCACAGCUCUACAGUGUGAACUACAGUCCAGGGGAUGGAGCCGUGGGCUGUCCCGAGGAAUACGACGAGCAAAAUGAGGUGACUGACAGCGCGUACCUGGGCUCUGAGAGCACGUACAGUGAGUGCGAGACCUUCACCGAUGAGGACACGGGGGCACUCGUACCCCCCGAGAUGCACGAGGACGUGGAGACGGACAGCGGCAUUGAAGCCACGCUACACGACCCCGAGGACGGUGGAAAUAGGUUUUCCCUGAACUCUGAGCUCCACAACCACUCCCUGGUGACAGUCAUCGGAGGAGAGGAGGAGCACUUUGAGGAUUUUGGUGAAAGUAACACAUCGGAGUUGCUGCUGGAGAGCAGCGUGGAUGGGACGGAGGGGGAGGGCGACUCCCCUGUCGUGCAGCCCCUGGAGCAGGUCAAUGGCUCCUCGCUUCUGUCUCCCAGCACACCUGCUCCUCUCCCUGACCGCUUUCAGAGCUUCCUCAGGGAGGAGGCGCUGGACUUUUUCUGUAGCCAGUGUCACAAACAAAUAAGUCGUCUGGAGGACCUCUCCACUCGUCUCAAUUUCCUAGAGAUGACUAGUGCUGGCAAGAGGCUGUCCAGCAAGAAAGUAGCAAGACAUCUCCUGCAGAACAGCUCGAUGACUCUGGACACCAUGAGCGACCUAACGCGGGACAUCUUGGAGAUGGCUGACAAUGACAUCACAGACAAGGUGCUCCUCCUUGAGCGUCGAGUGGCAGAGCUGGAGAAGGAGUCCGAGGCCUCGGGAGAGCAGCAUUCGCGCCUGCGCCAGGAGAACCUUCACCUGGUGCACCGGGCCAAUGCCCUGGAGGAGCAGCUGAAGGAGCAGGAGGUCCACACGGAUGAACAGCUGCAGCAGGAGACGCGGCGCCACAAGGAGGCCGUGAGCAAACUGGAGAGGGAGAGAGGAAUGGAGCUGGAAUACCUGCAGGCCAGGCUGCAGCAGCUGGACGAGGAGAACAGCGAGCUCCGGUCCUGUGUUCCUUGUCUACGAGCAAACAUCGAGAGAUUAGAGGAGGAAAAGAGGAAGCUGCAAGAUGAGACAGAGGCCAUGUGUGACAGGCUAAAGGACGAGACGGAGUCCCGCAGGAAGAUGAGUGACAAGCUGAGCCACGAGCGCCACCAAAGCCAGAAGGAGAAGGAGUGCAUGCAGGAGCUCAUUGAAGACCUACGUAAACAGCUUGAGCACCUACAGCUGUACAAGUUGGAGGCGGAGUCGAAGAGAGGGCGCACACCCGGAGCGGGACUGCAGGAGUAUCAGGCCCGCACGCGUGAGGCCGAGCUGGAGCAGGAGAUCAGGCGACUCAAACAGGACAACCGCAGUCUGAAAGAGCAGAACGACGAGUUAAACGGGCAGAUUAUCAACCUGAGCAUCCAGGGAGCCAAGAGCCUGAUGUCGGCCCCUUUCUCUGACUCCCUGGCAGCUGAGAUCAACUCUGUGUCUCGCACAGAGCUCAUGGAGGCGGUCCACAAACAGGAGGAGAUCAACUACAGACUCCAGGACUACAUUGACAAAAUCAUUGUGGCCAUCAUGGAGUCCAACCCCUCCAUUCUCGAGGUCAAAUAGACGCCGUUCAGCCAGGCUGGAGACAUAGACUGGAGAAAACUAACCAGAGACCAUGUAAAAAAAAACACAACAAAUCAAAUCAAAACAUCAACAACGCACCCAAAAUCUUCCACCAAACACUCGAAACAAAAAUGAACUCCGUGGACGUCAGUGAAACAUAAGCUAUAUUCAGUUGGGGAUCCCUCAAGUGUGUUCUUGCUUGUUAGGGUUGUGUGUGUGUGUGUGCGUGUGUGUGUGUGUGUGCCCUCCUUAAAACACUUGGGUUCUGGUGACUCCCAUGUAUUUGGCCAGAGGAACCUGAGAAUGAAUGUGAACAAGUGGUCAGAGUAGAAACCUCCAAUUAAAAACAGCGUCAACACAACAAUGAUUCAGUGAACAGUUCUACCUUAAAAGGCCUUAAAUGAAAGGUGAUCAAAGGCUACAUUCAUUAUUUCUGCGUGUGCUGCGGCUCCUGAUCCAAGCUGAGACAAAGCCGUAUGAAGUCAGGAGUCAGGAGUCGUCUUUAAAGAGUUCAAGUCUUGCUGUGCUGCCUCACAGUCCCUAUAAUUACACUGUGCCCUGUUUUUCCCAGUGAACCCAAGUGAGGGACGUUUCUCGGGGCUUUUAAGAAAUGCCCGGAGGGUAAAUUGUGCGUUUGAGCGUUUGUUUGUGUUUUUUAUUAUUUGACACUAAAUGUCAGAAAUGUAGGCGCCUGGUCUGGUUCAUAAUGUGCUUCAUCUCAUUUAUUUUUACAAUGAAACAGGGUCCCAGAGCUCAGGUGGGCCGGGUUAGCAUCGUCCCCGGGCUGUAACUGACAAAGUACACUGUGUAUGUGCGCCUCGUCGCUCUGUAAACACUUGAAUUAGGCAUGAAGGGAAACUGGCGAGCGAUGGCGGGAAAAGCUCGGCCCACCUGACCCCUAGUGUUCUCUUGCUGAGUGAAAGUGACGGAGAGCAAAGCUGAUUCAGGUGAUCAAUGUUUGUUUGUUUGUUUGUUUGUUUGUUUGUUUCUUUGCUGCCGGUAACAGUGGAGUUUAUGACUGAAGAAACGCUGACAUUUGGGAGGUUGUUUGUGAAGAAUCAAAUGGUUGGUUGUACUUUGCACUACAUUUUUUUGUUGUUGUUCAUAAAACUGUUUUAUUAUGAAGGGAUCAAAUGUAAAAAAAAAUGGAAUAUAUUUUAAGGCCCCGUAUGAAGAUGAAAGUAUAUCAGAUUUGUUGCUACAGACUCCAUAUGUACAGAGAAAAAAACAAACACUGUUUCCAUAAUAAUGCCAUAUAGCGAUGAGAAGUUUCAUGAGACCACGAGUUUUGAGCUCAGUUUUAUUGUUUUCCAGACCUGAGCUGCAAUAUUGAGGACAGGCAGACGUUUGGCAGCAAUAAUGCUCGACAAGAAAGUGGACACUGGCAGGAAGUAGGUCUUUAUUUCCUCUCCUUAAGAAACAUCUGCAUUGUCAAAGACUGAUGCUGUGUAUCGGUGCUAUGCAGCCUCAGUACUUUUUGGACACGUCUUUCUGAGGGAAAAUGGACACCAGUUGUUUUUUUGGCAUUUUUCACCCUGUGAAAUCAUAUAUCUCACUUCUCUUCUUCACUCCAUGGGGAAAAAUGGCCUUGGAUGUAAAUGACUUGUACAUGUAAAAGUUUUUCUACACUCACUCUAGAUUCUAGGUAUUUUUAUAGCGAGGAAAGAAAAAGAUUUCUUUUUCUUGUCUUAUGCUGAGAGGUGGCGGUCGGAUGUAUUCUUCUCGAGCAUGUAGCGUGUACAGUAUCUGUUCUUUUUUCUCUUUUAUUUCUUGUUUUGAAAUCACAUGCAGAUAUUUAUUCGUCAUUCAACACAAAAAACUUCACACUUUGGUGAUUCGUUCUACCUGAAAAAUGGAUUUGUACAUUUUUUUGAAUUCCACGAGGGGAGAGAGGGAGACCGAGAGAGAGAGAGAGCACGAGUUCACAGUGAGAGAGUUGAUUGAAUGAAGAGACGGAAAUGGUCACUCUCGAGGCGCUCACACUUUUCCACGACGCGGACGCGACCGAGCCUCUUCAGGGUCGUGACCUCAGAUAUGUGGCAGAUUUUUGCAUUUUAUACCGUUGUCUUCCCGGGAGUCAGGUACUGCAUGGAAAUAGAUUAUUAUUAUUAUUACUAUUAUUGUUCUUCUCUGAUUCAGAUCUUUGGCCUGUUUUAACUGAUAAAUUGAUUGAUUGCUUUAAAAUCCAUCAGUUGUGCAUUGUUACAUGUAAUAAUGUACAACAAGGAGAACCUCAUAUCCAGGUUUGCUUAUUAGUUCAGCAUCCUGCCUUUUAGUAGAACUGGAAAUUUGCUCCUGAAAACCCCAGCAGAUUAGAUUAGAUUAGAUUAGAGGUAAUCCUCUCCCUGGUCCAUGUUAUUGUCAGCUUUUAGACAGAUGAGGACUAACACAUGAGAGAGCACAGAGCUAAACACACAUUCCCUUCUAGCGGGGCUGAAGGUGAUUGCACUAACCAGAUCCACUUUCAAAAAUGACCAAAGACAAGUGUUAAUAAUACUAAUGCUGAUUUUAUCCGUCAGGGGUCCAUCAUCACACUUUUCUAGGAGCAUGUUCCUGUUCAAAAACCACAAAAUCACAAAAUUGACUCUCAAAAAGACUCCCAUCGUUCCCUAAACGGAAAAAAAGGAGGAAACUUGCCUGCUAGUCCAAACACUGUGCCUCUGUGUCUCAAAAUUACCUGAUGAUGAGCCCUUACAACAGCACUGACCAUGUGACUGUCAGUUUGUUUAAAUUAUAACAAUGAAGACUAAACUGUAAAUAUAAAUAAUUUAGUGUACUUUUUCUUUCUUUUCCCCCCCUCCUCUCUCUCACGGUCACUUCCGCGGUGUGUCCAAAGAAAGUUUGCUCAAGGCACAGACGUCACUACUCGAGUAGUGCAUGGCUUUGCCGUCGCGUGACAUGGGAAGAUCGAAAGAGAACAUUGUAGAAAAGAGACGUAUAAGAGUUUAAAUUAAUUCCUAUUUUCAGAGAUAAAUGUAUAAAUUAUAAUGGUAUUGUUUACAGCUGUAUAUUAUUUUUUGGAAAAUCCCCUAAUGACCUAAUCAUAAUUGAUAUCUGGGGAAAAUAGAACUUCAGUCACUGUAAAAAAGAGAACAUUUAAAGGUAAGCGGUGAAAUCAAGAUUAGAAAAAUAAAUGGAAAUUAAAAAGGA